GUUGUAUUGUACAUAUCUCCAAUCGUAAUUGCAUAUCUCUACGUAGUUUAUCUACAAUUAUGGCAGAAUCCCAAGUUCCCGAGAUAGUCCUGUACCACUACAUAUUUUCUCCCUACGCGAAACGGUAACCUCUAUUCUCUCUCUUCCUAUCUUCUCUCUCUGAUAUAGACAGUGUAACAUGGUACCUUGCCUUCCGCCAAAUUCCAUAUACACAAUGUGUACGUCCCAUCUGCUUCCUCAUUCCACCCAAAACUAACAAGCAAAGCUACAACCAGUAAUGAUGCCCCGCCCCGACAUCAAAGCUCUGGGGACCAACUACCGCCGCAUCCCCCUCAUGUCCAUCGGCCGAGACAUCUACAACGACACACGCCUGAUCCUCUCCAAACUCGAGCAACUCUUCCCACCAUCCCCCCAACACCCCUCCAUCUCCUCGAACCCAGGCCUCAGCAAACUAUUCGAAAUCUGGGCCGUAGACGGCGGAGGAUUCAGAAACGCAGGAGCUUUAAUUCCCGCUGAAAUGCCCUUACUCAAAGAUCCCAAGUUCCAGAAAGAUAGAGAGGAAUACACGGGCUUUUCGUGGACCCCGGAGAAUGUGGCGAAGGGGAGAGCGGAUGCGUUGGUCGAGAUGCGGAACACGUUUGAGAAUAUCGAGCGCAAUUUCUUGGCGGAUGGGAGAGAGUGGAUUGCUGGGACCAAGGAACCGAGUUUGACGGAUAUUGAAGCUGUGUGGCUAUUGCAUUGGUUGCGGGGUUUACCUGGUGCGUUGCCGCCGGAUGUGAUUUCGAAGACGCAGUUUCCGAGGACUUUUGCUUGGGUUGAGAGGUUUGAUGGGGCUGCUAAGGCUGCUGCUGAAAAGAUGGGGAAGCCUAAGACGGUGAAAUGGCCUGAAGUUAAGGGCAUUGUGAAGGGUUCUGAGUUUGCGGAAGUGGAAGCCAGUGCAGAUGGGAAUGACCCAAGUGGGUAUAAGAAAGGAACGGUGGUGGAGGUUUGGCCAACGGAUUCGGGCUUCAGUCAUAGAGACAGAGGGACUUUGGUAGGGUUAGAUUGGAGAGAGAUCGUUAUCAAGAGCAAGAUGGAAGAUGGGACCGAAGUGAGGGUUCACGCACCAAGACAUGGUUUCAGGAUCAAGGAAGUGAAGGAUGGAGAGACAAAGCUGUAAGUUUACUACAAAUUAAGUUUGAAGUCAAGGAUACACAGUCGAGUACAUACAUAAUUCACCUCACAUACAUUCGAAUACACACGUCAAGAGAACCUAGCACAUCAUCAAUCACCACAAAAGCCAUGUGACUGAGCAUUGCGUAUGACACCUUUGCAUCUCUACAUAGCACCCCUCGAAGAGCAGUCCACAGCAACAGAGAUCAGUUCUUCCUUUGAUGUUACACCGUUCUCUUGUAUUC
This is a messenger RNA of Mollisia scopiformis, 1397 nucleotides long. RefSeq lists its product as uncharacterized. The record is from RefSeq and is a predicted model, not a curated record. The coding region runs from base 281 to 1159 and encodes 292 amino acids. The transcript has a single exon. NCBI's taxonomy places the organism in Eukaryota, Fungi, Ascomycota, Leotiomycetes, Helotiales, Mollisiaceae.